CCCCGUGGGGGUUCCGGAGGACACACCCGGUCGGCCCGUGGCAGAUGCGUCCGCUCGCUGCCCGACAAGAUGGAAGAGGCAGCGCUGGAAAGCUCUCACGCUUCCCCCGAGAAGCGCUACUUCCCCGAGUCCCUGGACUCCAGCGAUGGGGACGAGGAGGGCGGCCUGGCCUGUGAGGACCUGGAGCUCAACCCCUUUGAUGGGCUGCCGUACUCUUCGCGCUACUACAAGCUUCUGAAAGAGAGGGAAGAGCUGCCCAUCUGGAAGGAGAAGUACUCCUUUAUGGAGAACCUGCUGCAAAACCAAGUGGUCCUCAUCUCGGGGGACGCCAAGUGCGGCAAGAGCUCCCAGGUGCCCCAGUGGUGCGCCGAGUACUGCCUGUCCGUCCGCUACCAGCACGGGGGCGUGGUGUGCACGCAGGUCCACACGCAGACCGCCGUCCAGCUCGCCCUGCGGGUCGCAGAUGAGAUGGAUGUUAACAUUGGCCAUGAAGUUGGCUACGUGAUCCCCUUUGAGAACUGCUGUACCAGCGAGACCAUCCUGAGGUACUGCACGGACGACAUGCUGCAGAGGGAGAUGAUGUCCAGCCCCUUCCUGGGCAGCUACGGGGUGGUCGUCCUGGACGACGUGCAGGAGCGCAGCGUGGCCACUGACGUGCUGCUGGGGCUCCUCAAGGGCGUGCUGCUCGCGCGGCCGGAGCUGAAGCUGGUCAUCAACGCCUGCCCGCACCUGGCCGGCGGGCUCGGCGCGUACUAUGGGCACGUGCCGCUGGUCGAGGUGCGGCACGGGCGCCCCGUGGAGGUGGUGCACUUCAGCGGGGCCCAGCAGUGGCCCCUGGAGUCCCUUUCGCGCCUCGUCCUGGAAAUCCACCACUCGGGGGAGCCAGGCGACAUCGUCAUCUUUAUGGCCGGCGAACAAGACAUCGAGAAGGCCUAUCAGGAGGUCUGUCAGGAGGGCGCCAACAUAAACCCGGAUGCCGGGGAGCUGGCGGUGAUCCCCCUGUACCCCAGAGAGAGGUGCGCCCUGUUCAAGCCCCAGGACGACGCGGAGACGCGGUGGCAGGCCUCCCCGCGCAAGGUGGUGGUGACGGCCAGCUCCGGGGAGGCACUCAUCUGCAGCAAGACCGUCAGAUUCGUCAUCGACGUGGGCAUGGAGAGGAGAAAGGUGUACAACCCGCGGAUCAGAGCCAACUCCCUGGUGCUGCAGCCCAUCAGCCAGAGCCAGGCGGAGACCCGCAAGCAGAUUGUCGGCGCCUGGGGUUCAGGAAAACUCUUCCGCAUGUAUUCUGAGGAAUUUGCGUCCAAAGUCAUGCAGCCCCUGAAGCCGGCAGAGAUGCAGGAAGCCAACCUCACCAGCAUGGUGCUGUUCAUGAAGAGGAUCGACAUCGCGGGGCUCGGCCACUGCGACUUCAUGAACAGACCAGCCCCAGAAAGCCUGAUGCAGGCUCUGGAAGACUUGGACUACCUGGCCGCGCUGGACAACGACGGGAAUCUCUCUGAACUUGGGAUCAUCAUGUCGGAGUUUCCUCUCGACCCACAGCUCUCAAAGUCCAUCUUAGCGUCCUGUGAGUUUGACUGUGUGGACGAAAUGCUGACGAUCGCCGCCAUGGUGACAGGUACGGCCUGCGCGCUGGCCAGUCCGCUGUGGGCCGAGACGCACUGCUGGGCUGUCAGCCGUCACGUGACCGGGAGCGAUUCGUUUAGCUUUUUCAACAUUUACAAGGCCUACCAAGACACGGCUCUGGGGCCCACCAGUGAGCGUGAGUGCACACCCCCCCGGGGCCACAGGUGCCUGACAGCGUGUCCCUCACGGAGGUCCAGGAAAACCCCUUGGCUCAUUUUCUCGGUCUGACGUGAAAACGUGCGGGAGUUAGUUGUAGUUUCAGCUCUUCCGCAUGAAGCGCUUGGACCUGCUGAGUUCUGUCUUGACCACCACACCGCGCUCUGCAUCACACUCUGCCCGCAGAUCGCCCGGGACGUCGACGGCGCGGGGAACUACCUGAUGCUGACGCACAAGCAGGUGGCCCAGCUGCACCCCCUGUCCAGCUACUCCCUCGCCAGGAAGAGGCCCGAGUGGGUGCUCUUCCACAGCUUCAGCAUAUCUGAGAACAACUACAUCAGGGUCGCCUCGGAGGUCUCUCCCGAAAUGUUCGUGCAGCUGGCGCCCCAGUACUACUUCAGCAACCUGCCGCCCAGCGAGAGCAAGGACAUCCUGCAGCAGGCCAUGGACCGGCUCUCCGCCCUCGCGGCCGCGAGCGCCGAGCAGAAGGAAGGCGAGCAGGGCCCCGAGGCCGCCGAGCAGAGGUGCGUCCUCCAGUGACCGCCGCCGUCCGCUGCGGCCAGCGCCGGCCACCUCGGGAGGGUCCCCGGGGACGCACCGUCACUGUGGAGGAGGGCGGCAUCCCGCAGGGAUCCUGGAAAGUAACGCUUGCAUAGUAUUUAAAAAUAAGAAAUAGAAGUUUUUAUUGAGUUCUUUACAUUACUGUUCAUGUUUUUCUUUUUAUUGAAGAGUUUUUAAUCAAACAUUCAUAAUUUGAACAAAUGAAAGUAUUUUGUAACGUGUCACAGACACAGGUGACAGACCCUACGUUUUGUAGAGGACCUUAAUCUGAAUAAAGCCAUGAGUUUUCCAG
Condylura cristata (star-nosed mole) is the source of this 2632-nucleotide messenger RNA. It is a transcript of the gene DHX32, whose product is annotated as DEAH (Asp-Glu-Ala-His) box polypeptide 32. Lineage: Eukaryota; Metazoa; Chordata; Mammalia; Eulipotyphla; Talpidae. The record is from RefSeq and is a predicted model, not a curated record. Gene Ontology annotation, molecular function: RNA binding. Gene Ontology annotation, cellular component: spliceosomal complex; intracellular anatomical structure.